Molecule: messenger RNA, 1143 nt
Organism: Trypanosoma grayi
Lineage: Eukaryota; Euglenozoa; Kinetoplastea; Trypanosomatida; Trypanosomatidae
Exons: 1
Coding region: 1-1143 (380 amino acids)
Source: RefSeq, a predicted model, not a curated record
AUGUGUAUCCUGGCCUUCGUGACGCAACUGUCAGAGCGGUUUCCGCUCGUGCUCAUCAGCAACCGCGACGAGCUGCUCAGUCGCGCAACACACCCAGUUGCUGUAGACGCCAGAACGGGGCUCUUGUGGGCAGCCGACGGUGUGGCGGGUGGCUCGUGGCUGGGGCUUCACGUGGCGAGCGGACGUUUCGCGGUUGUGACGAACAGUGCGCGCUGCCCAACGGCCCCGCUUCGGCCGGCGGCGGGCGUCACGCCACCGGAAUGGCGUGGGGCAAUGCCGCUCACAGAGGUGGUGCGGCGGAUGAGGGUGCACACCACGCCAGCGGCUGAUGGCGGGACAAACGUGAGGCUGGAGUUUGUCCCCGACCUUUCCCGUGGGAACAUCGUCCGUGAUUUCUUGACAGAGGGAAGGCUGCCCGGUAGUGGCGCCGCAUCAUCAUCAUACGGAACGGCGCAGCUUUCAGCAUCCCUUGCACCGCCGUACUAUGACGGUUACAAUUUGCUUACCGCAAAGAGCUUGUUCCACCCGAAGCAGUUGCAGCUAAUGUACACAACAAAUCGCUACGGCGCGGAGCACCAAUACCCCACCGACCAUGAUGUCAUACAUUGUCUGCAGAAUAGCUACAUUGACAACUGGAUGGAGCCCAAGUCGGCGCUGUUGCGGGAGCGAUUCAAGGCUGCGUUGACCGAAUUCAUGCUUGCUGAUGGGUCACCUUAUGAAGCAGAUUCUGUAGCGACAUCCUUUGCCUCUUCUUGUCUCUGUGCCGAGCCAAAAUUUGAUUUGCUGCAAGAGCUUCAGGCAGGCAAGGCACCGGCGGAGAAACUAUGUGAGUACCGGCAGGUGCUAGACGCCCCGAUGCCGUACCAUGGAUAUGAUGGAGAAUCGGAACUCGCGCAGCUCUACGGUGCUGGGCUGCGUUCGCCAGUGCAUUUCCCUACGGAUGGUUAUGAGGAGCAGGUGAACUUCUUUCAGCGAAAUAUAUUUUCGACAGGCCAGUCGUAUGGCACACGUACUCAGACGGUAGUUGUGGUGGAGAAGUCAUCCGGUGAAGGGGGACUUACAGUGCACUUCUCGCAGCGUGAGUGUGUCACAAGUAAAAUAAACAAGCAGUGGAAACACUUCACUAUUCGUGCGCCCCCGUAG